CCACCGCGCAGGCGGAGCCCCAGGCAGGAAGUCGCGCACUUGGCGGGGUUGGUUGUCUUGAGGCCUUCUUCGCGUGGGCCUGGUGGGUCCUGAUCAUCCUCUGGCCAGGGUUACUGAUCCGUCUGCUCCAGAGGUUCACAAAGUACAGUCCGCAGGCCAGCGUCAUCAUCUGGGAACUUAGGAAAAAACCAGCCCUACUGGAUCAGAAACUGGAGAUGUGGCCCAGGCAAUCUCUUACCAAGACCUCCAGGUGAUUAUAAUGCAAGGAAGGAUUCCCUGUCUUGGAUGUGAGUCUGCUUUCUUGAAGAAAACUUGACUUUAUUUCAUUCAGUGGGAAGAGCAGCAGCACAGCUAUUAAGUUCUAAUGUGCAAUUGGCUGCAAGCUGUGAAGUGUUCGUGGCAGUAGACUCUGAAGCUAAGGAGCUGAGGGCUUAACAAGUUUCUAGAAGCUGCCAUUAACAUGCCAAGUCAGUAAAACUGAAAGCUGGCCAGAUUUCAAGGUCUGGGGAGGAUAUCCACUGCAUACUGGGUCGUGAGCUCUAGAGAGCUACACCUUGCUAAACUAAAAGAAUUAUCUUACCUACUAUCUUUGUUCAAGGCUCAAUGGAAUUUGUGGCGGCCCUGGCUGACCUCCGAGCAGAGGCUAGCUGUCCCAUCUGUCUGGACUACUUGAAAGACCCAGUGACCAUCAACUGUGGGCAUAACUUCUGUCUCUCCUGCAUCAUUAUGUCCUGGAAGGAUCUAGAUGAUAGUUUCCCCUGCCCCUUUUGCCACUUUUGCUGUCCAGAAAGGAAAUUUGUAAGCAAUCCCCAGCUGGGUAGUUUGACUGAACUUGCUAAGCAACUCCAGAUAAGAAGCAAGAGGAAGAGGCAGGAAGAGAAGCAUGUGUGUAAGAAGCAUAAUCAGCUUUUGACUUUCUUCUGUCAGAAAGACCUAGAGCUUUUAUGUCCAAGGUGCAGUUUCUCCACUGAUCACCAGCAUCACUGUGUUUGGCCCAUAAAGAAGGCUGCCUCGUAUCAUAGGAAGAAACUGGAGGAAUAUAAUGCACCGUGGAAGGAGAGAGUGGAACUAAUUGAAAAAGUCAUAACUAUGCAAACCAGAAAAUCACUGGAACUGAAGAAACAGGUAAAACAUAGGGCAGAAGAAGUCAAGUCUGAAUUUGAGCAACUUAGGUUAUUUCUGCAAAAUCAGCAAGAGACUGUUCUUAGGCAAUUACAAGAUGAAGAGAUGGAUAUUUUAGCACAACUAAAUGAAAGCCUAACAAAAUUUUCAGAUUAUACCUCCUCAUUAAAAUAUCUCCUAAAGGAGAUAGAGAGCAUACAUGUGAAGUCAGAACUGGAAUUACUGGCUAAUGUUAAGGAUAUCUAUCACAGAUAUAAAAAUUUAAAAUUCCCUGAACCUUUUUCAUUCAAAUUAAAAGAAUAUGGUUACCAUCUGCCUCCACAGUAUUCUGGCCUAAACAAAAUCAUCAAGCGAUUUCAAGUAGAUGUAAUUCUAGAUCCUGAAACAGCACAUCGUAAACUUAUAGUCUCAGAAGAUAGAAAAACUGUGCGGUAUGGAAAUACAACACAAAACUUACCUCGUAACCCAAGAAGAUUUUAUCUCCUCCCAGCUGUCCUGGGUUCUAAGGGAUAUAGCUGUGGCAGGCAGUACUGGGAAGUAGAAGUGAAAGACAAGCCUGAAUGGAUUCUUGGUGUCUGUAAUGACUCUCUUCCCAGAAGGAGGAAGAGUCAACCAAUUUUAGUACAGGAUGGACUAUGGGGAAUUUGGCGAUCUAGUCAGAAUAAUUAUAUUGUAUUGGGCCAUAAGGAAAUUAUUCUGCUGCCCAAAGUAACACCUAGUAAGAUUGGCAUUUUCUUAGACUAUGAAAUGAAUGAGGUUUCCUUUUAUAAUUUGAAUGAUAGAUCUCUUCUCUAUACUUUUAAUGAUGAUUUUACAGGAGCACUUUGGCCUUAUUUUUAUACUGGAACUGACUCAGGACCUCUUAAAAUUUCUACAGUAACAGAUUCUGAAUGAACUAGUAGAAGACUCAUUUUCUUUCACCUAUUGGACAUAACUGAGCCAGUGAAUCUAGUUUUGGCCAUUCUGUAUUUUGUCCAGUUUUUCCCACAAAAAAACAACAUUUUUUAUCUCAGUUUCAGCAACUUCCAAAAAAUGUGAUUAUGGGACCUACUUUAUGAUAAAUUAUGGGGUCAAUGACAAGGUAGUUUAGAAAGUCUACAGUAAAAUACUUGAAAAAUCUAUUACUGAAUAAAUGUAUUAUGUAAGAAAAUAUAUUACUUUUGUAAUUGCCAAUAAAGCCCAAUAAUUUUUUUCUGUAUUA
Molecule: messenger RNA, 2323 nt
Organism: Macaca mulatta (Rhesus monkey)
Lineage: Eukaryota; Metazoa; Chordata; Mammalia; Primates; Cercopithecidae
Gene: TRIM61
Product: tripartite motif containing 61
Molecular function (GO): protein binding; zinc ion binding
Source: RefSeq, a predicted model, not a curated record